AAAUUUUUUAUCUUGUAAUUCGAUCAGUCUAUAAUAAAUUUAUAAUACUAUACGCGCAAAAGUAUGUCCAUGAACUACACAUGUAAUCAAUUCGACAAAGCGUAUCAACCGACGAGAUUGGGAAAUUGGGAAGUUCCGAAAUGGCAUCUCAAUCGUCCAAAAGGUCGUUCGACCGUCACAAAAGUCAUUGCUAACGAUAGGGGACAUUUGCUGCCCGGGGUUCAAAAAACCGAUCAGAAGCACUGGGCAGGACUUUACUUGGGCACGUAUCAGUUGCCGAAACGCAUCUCAAAAGAAAUCGCUACAGAAUUGUCCGGUCCGAAGUGUCAGACGUGGAUGAAACGUUCAUAUCACCACCCGUUUAUCGACCGUAGCCAACGAAACAAGACCGAGAAAGGCGAGAACAAUAACAAACUGGAGCUAAUUAACGUCAAUAAAGAACAACGACAACAACUUAAAGCCAACGAAGAAACCGACAGAGAUUCGAUUAAGUCCGUCAAGUCUUCGGUUUCGGACAUGCCGGCGCCGAACGUUUCCAGGAUCGAGACGGUCAGGAAUUGCGCUUCGGCGGACGGCCGUGGACCUUUGAAUUCGACAGCAGACGAUGACGACUGCGACAGCGGCGGCGAUAAUGCGCGCAGGACAAGACAACGUGGAGCGGUCAACGGCUGCAGCGGCGCCAAAUCACCGUCCAGCCCGGCGCUGAGCCGCAUAAGCGCGAGCUGUGGCCACUUGCCGGUGACGGGCAUGAAAGACGAAGACGACGGCGGAAGGCCGCCGGUGGCAGAUGACGAACAGCCGACCGGACGCCGGUUCGGGGACGCGCAGAGACAUCACGGACUUCCGGACGCCAUCGAGGACGCGGUGUACCGGUCGCUGCAGACGAAAAGACACAAACACCCGGGACUGGGUCUGAACGGUUGCUGGCCCAAGUGUUCCGCGGUAGCGUACAAGUCGUUCAACGAYCCGGGCCCGACGCAGUGCAGCAAGCUCCGGGUGUACAGGCCAAAGACGUCGUCGCCGACUCAGUCAUCGGCCGAUGGCGGCGACGGCGAGAAAAAAGACCCAGCCCGGAGGCGCAACAAAAAUUUAUCACGGCCCAAAACGUGCGGACCCGUCAUGACGGCCCAACAGCUGACCGACAUCAAGCUGGCCUUGUGCUGGGAUCUGGAUGCGCCGUUCGACCGAAACCGGCCACCGCGGCCGCCUGACGAGCCGGCCGUAUUCCACAAGGUUCGGCAGCAACUGCAACAGCAACUGCAGCAGUCGCGUGAAGGUGGACCCGCGACGGGCAAACCGCAAAAUUCGUCGGCCGUCAUGGGCUUUGUGCGGACGACCGAAAACCGUAACGUCAACGGCAAUGGCGACGGUGAAGGAGAAAUGGUGCCUGAAGCGCGACGGACGCAGACCCGCGAGUGUCUGAUGAAAAAUCGCAAUCUGUCGGCCGUCAUGGAACUGAUAUCAAAUAAAGACCGCGAGGAUGGCCGUAGACCCACGGCCGCAGCGGAUGYGGAAGACAGCAAUGUCACCGCAGCCCCGAACCGAACUUCUCUCUCGAACAAACCAUCGUCGUCGUCGUCGUCGUCCACGUCCGCGCGUCACGGCAAAAACGGUUUGGAUGUAAACGACCGGAAAGACGACGUAUCYAAAUCCGAAGACAACAACCGUGACUCCGACCACGACGAUAACAACCACCAACAUGAGCACGACGACCAUCAUCGCAAGUCGAAUAAACCCGAUGCAGCGCACUGUCCCGACGUCGGUUCGCCAUCCGACMGGCGGCGCCGUCAUAACAGGCCGGCGCAACAGUGCAGCAAUUCCGCCCAGGAAAAGGAACCGAAACCCAAGUGGCAUGGCCGACACUCCUACCGGCCUUGUCUGGCCUGUGACGACCCGAACGUGGCAGCGGGCACCAACUUCAAGAGGGACGAAGAGUGCGAGCACUACAAAAUGGCGUUCAAGGCGGGCGUGCCGGUCAGCACGCCGGUCAAGCUGCGGACUGCCGCAGCCGGCAAACCGGCCAAGCACCUCAAAGUGCCCAAGCCGAAGACCACCAACUCAGACAAGAAGAAGUACGUCAUCGGCACGCUGCUGCCGCCGUUCUCCAUGUGGCCGGGCACCACAGCCCGUGACUACCCCGAACACUGGAGGCUGACGUCCGUGUACAGGCAAGCGUUCAAGCCGCUUGAGCUGCGCAAACAGCCUCUGCUCCAGACCAUUUACCUGUGAAGACAG
This is a messenger RNA of Diuraphis noxia (Russian wheat aphid), 2235 nucleotides long. RefSeq lists its product as uncharacterized. Lineage: Eukaryota; Metazoa; Arthropoda; Insecta; Hemiptera; Aphididae. The record is from RefSeq and is a predicted model, not a curated record. Gene Ontology annotation, cellular component: ciliary basal body. Gene Ontology annotation, biological process: cilium organization.